Molecule: messenger RNA, 1101 nt
Organism: Caenorhabditis remanei
Lineage: Eukaryota; Metazoa; Nematoda; Chromadorea; Rhabditida; Rhabditidae
Exons: 5
Coding region: 1-1101 (366 amino acids)
Source: RefSeq, a predicted model, not a curated record
AUGGUCUCUUCAAAAUGUCCGCAGUGCAACCGAGAAGAGGCUUUCGCAAUUACCACCAUCAAUUAUCAGCUUUUGGAACUAAUUAAGCACUUUAAUAGCAUGAAAGAGGGCGGAUCUUCGUCAGGACAAACGUUAUUAGACGAUAAAGAAACAAAGCGGGUUGUUGAAGUAAAUAUGGAUAUCGUUAACACAACGGAGUGUAUCAUUUGUUACAAUGAAUAUGAUACUGAUUCUCGAAAACCCUGCAUCGGAACAUGUGGCCACUCAAUUUGUGAAAGUUGUAAACAUCAGAUCUCUUCAAAAUGUCCGCAGUGCAACCGAGAAGAAGCUUUCGCAAUUACCACCAUCAAUUACCAACUUUUGGAACUAAUUAAGCACUUUAAUAGCAUGAAAGAGGGCGGAUCUUUGUCAGGACAAACGUUAUUAGACGAUAAAGAAACAAAGCGGGUUGUUGAAGUAAAUAUGGAUAUCGUUAACACAACGGAGUGUAUCAUUUGUUAUCAUGAAUAUGAUAAUUCUCGAAGACCUUGUUUCGGAACAUGUGGCCAUUCGAUUUGUGGAAGUUGUGAAUAUGAGAUGGUCUCUUCAAAAUGCCCGUUGUGCGACCAAGAAAAAGCUUUUGCAAUUACCACUAUCAAUUAUCUAGCUUUGGACAUAAUUGAGGGCUUCAAGAACAUGCAAGCGGACGAUUCAUCCAAUUUUCAGGUUAUCGACGAAGGAAUAUGUAGUGAAUGUACAUUAAGGUGUCGAAAACGUCGUAUUUGUAUCCCGUGUGCAGAGAAAGCAGGAGUAUUGAAACAAGACGGAGUGAAAAACGAGAUUGUCUUGAAUAUCGAGAAUGCUGAUGUAGGAGCUGCUCUGCGGAAAGCCAAGACAAUCGCAAUUUGUGCAGAUUGUGCACUUGAUGGAGUUCAACACUAUGGCCAUAAAACCAUGCAAUUGACUGUUUUGAGAAACAAUUUGGAUGAUAAGAUUCAUCAUAAAGGUCACACAGCUCACCAGUCCACAGUUUUGCAAUCGAAUAUUGCAGACCGAGACACGGCUAGUUUAAGAGGAAGAAUAGAUCUGAAGGUUUCCGGAGAAAGCUUGGAACAAAUUUAA